Messenger RNA from Anopheles marshallii, 2649 nucleotides. It is a transcript of the gene l(2)41Ab, whose product is annotated as coiled-coil domain-containing protein 40. Gene Ontology annotation, biological process: axoneme assembly. Lineage: Eukaryota; Metazoa; Arthropoda; Insecta; Diptera; Culicidae. The record is from RefSeq and is a predicted model, not a curated record. Bases 1 to 2649 code for a protein of 882 amino acids. The transcript is spliced from 4 exons. Gene Ontology annotation, cellular component: cytoplasm.
AUGAAUCCGGAAGAUGACGCUAAUUCCAUCAGUGUGCAGGCGGAUGCAUUUAACGAAUCCGUUAUGGAUCCGGUGGGAGUGCUGGAAACUGAUCAUCCCUUGCUCGAGCGCUUUCAGGCCGCUCUGAAGGCUCAUCUGCUGAAGGUGAAGGAUCAGCUGGAGGAGGAAGUGGCCGAGUUGAACCAUCGACUGGAGCAGAAUGAGAAAGAAUCCGAAGAGGUCGGUGCCGAGCUGUAUGACCUGCAGGAAGAAAUUGAUAAUCAGAAGGAGCUUCUCGAAAUUUACAGUAAAGAAAUAUUCGAGCUGGCCGCCCAACGGCAGCAAGAGGAAAGGCAAGCCGCUCAGUACCGGAAAGAGUUCGAGGAACAGCAGCAAGAGCUGAAAGAAUUCAAAAAGGUGCACAAGGAGCAUUUAAUGGAGAUGGAAAAUUUGACCAUACUGGAGAACGAAUUUUCAAAGUGGGCCCAAGAAAUCAAGGACGAAAUAGCCGUUGCUAAGCGUGUCGUCAGCAAGGACGAGAAGGAGGAGCUAAUCGCGGCGGAAGAACAGCGCAAGGCCGAUCUGCUCCUGCUAAACCUUUCAGAGGAGGUGAAGCGCAAGGACCGUGAGAUGGAAGCGAUCGAGGAUCAGAUAAGGGAGCAAGACGAAAAGCGGGAAACGAUCAGCCGCAGUUUGGCCGAUGCAAACACCGACCUGGAAGCGCUGCAGCAUGAACACAAGUGUGUGUCCCAGGCGUGGGGUGAAGUGAUAGUGGCGAUUCAGCAGCGGGACCGGGUGUUGGUGAAAACGAAGGAGGAGCUCGAAUCGAUUUACGAGGAGCAUAAAGUUAUCAAAAGCAAAACGGAAAUUACCAAGAAGACGGCAGCAAAGGAAAUGGAGCAAAACGAGAAGCUGGCCGGUUUUAAGAAUCGCAUCCAGGGAGAUAUCAACUCGCUGGAGAAGCAGGUCCGCAAGGAACAGGAAGAUGAAGAUAAGCUCAAGCGUGACCUGGAUCACUAUGCACUGAUUCUUGAGCAAACGGAGGCCGAUAUCCUGAAGGCUCAGCAGGAGGGUUUGCUGAUCGAGAAUCAUCUCAAAUCGCUGCGCCAAACGUUGGAGAAACAGAACCGCAAAAAGUUUGACCUUGAAGAGCAGAUAUUGGAGCUGCUGCAAGAUCAUCUGACGACCGAUAAGGCGGGAGAAGCGCAACGUAAGCUGCUGCUCGAUACCACCGAGAAGCGAAGGGAGCUGGAAAUUAACAUGGAGAACACGGAGAAUCAACUAUCGACGGUACUGCUUGAUUUGGAAAAGUGGAGAUCACUUGUGGAAAACGCGAAGGAUGUUCUGAGCAAAGUGAAGAUUGAACAUGACGAGCUGGAUGCUGAGGCAAACAAGCACAACGAGGAGAUAAAGCUUCGGCAGGAAAUGAUAGCCGUGAAGCUACGCAAAAUGGAUGCACUGAAUCGAGAAUUGGACCAACUGAUCAGUAAAGCUGGUGGACAGGAGAUGAACCCGGACGAGCUGAAGCUACUGGACGUCCAGCAAGACAUCGUGGAGGUUGAGGUACAGCUGAAGGAGGCACGCGCAUCAUGGCUAAAGCUGCAGACAAGCAUCGCAACUCAAACGGCCAAGCGAACCCAACAGUUAAAAGAAAUCAACUACUCCAGAAAGAAACUUCUUCUGGCCGAACAGAAAGCAAUUAAAAUCGAAGCACAGCUCGAGGAGGUGUUGAAUGAAAACAGGGAGAUUGUUCGUUCGUUAUCGGCGCUCAACACACGCCUCGAUAGCGCCAGCAUGGAGCUGUUCAAAACGCGCCAAGUGCAUGAGAAGGGAGAGCAGGAGUGCGUGGUAGCUCAUCACCAGGCAACGGAACGACUGCGAGAUGCCGAAAUGGCCGUCCUUGGGCUGGAACAAGAGCUGAAAGAUCUUGGCAAAGAGAUCGAGGACUGUAAGCAGGAGGUGCUGGAGAAGCACCGUGAAGCAUUGUCCUGGGAAACGAAAUGCAAGAUGUCGACCGAGGCGAAGAAGUUUAAGGAAGAGGAAACCACACAAAACAGUGAAAUCGGCCUGAUGAAGGCGGAGAUUCAUCGUAUGCAGGUACGAUACGGACAGUUGAAGCGCAUGCAGGAAAAGCUGGUCCACGACCUGGAGAAUACUGUGCAUCAUCGCGAAAACAUUUUUGAAUCGGUUAAUGCACGCGAAAAGGUGUACGGAGGAAAGUUUAAGACCCGCUCGACAAUGCAGCACAAGAUUAAUGAGCUCAAGAACAAGCUGAAGGUUGUGUUUUCGGAAAUAUCACAAGCGGAGAAAAGUCUCCUGGAGAUCGAUACCGCCCAGAAGCUGCUCCAGGCGGAGAUCGAGAACAAAAAGCAUCAGAUUGAGGAGGAAAAACUGCAAACCAAUCUCAUCCGGGCGGAAACGGAACAGGCGUCCAUGUUGAAGCAGGAAAAUCUCGAUUACAUCGUGCGCCAUCAGUACCGAGCCCGUCGCUAUCGGGCGCUGGCAAACGCACAGCAGUUGCCCAAGUUCCGCAACGAAAUUCUCAUCCAGGCCGAUCUGCAGCGCCAACGGGAAGUGAACGAAAACAUUGUGGCGGUAGUCGAAACAUUGCAGCAAGAUUUUCCCACCCAGAAGUAUAAUCUUAACAAAAUUAUUCAAUUGCUUAAAUAA